AUGGAGCCGCUCGGGGCGGCGGCGGCGACGGCGGGCGCGGGAGGCGGUGGCGAGGAAACGGGCGGGAGCCGGAGCCACAAGCGCAGCGCCGGGAACCGGGCCGCUCCCGAAGAGGAAUCGAAAAACAAACCUAAAUUGAACAUUCAAAUAAAAACUCUGGCAGAUGAUGUGCGUGACCGAAUUACAAGUUUCAGAAAGUCUACCGUCAAAAAAGAAAAACCUCUUAUUCAACAUCCUAUUGAUUCUCAAGUCGUAGUGAAUGAGUUGCCAGCAGCUCAGCCAUUAUAUGAUGACCGAUCUCAGCAUUUGUCAGAAAAGGAAGUACUGGAUCUCUUUGAAAAAAUGAUGGAGGACAUGAACCUUAAUGAAGAGAAAAAGGCUCCUUUACGAAGCAAAGACUUUACCACUAAGCGCGAGAUGGUUGUCCAGUACAUUUCUGCUACUGCCAAAUCUAUAGUUGGAAGUAAAGUCACGGGUGGCCUGAAGAACAGCAAACAUGAAUGCACCCUGUCUUCACAAGAGUAUGUUCAUGAACUGAGGUCUGGUAUUUCAGAUGAGAAACUUCUUAACUGCCUAGAAUCACUGAGAGUCUCUUUAACCAGUAAUCCUGUCAGUUGGGUUAACAACUUUGGCCAUGAAGGUCUUGGACUGUUACUGGAUGUGCUAGAAAAACUUCUUGACAAAAGACAGCAAGAAAAUAUUGAUAAGAAGAAUCAGUACAAACUUAUUCAGUGUCUCAAAGCAUUUAUGAAUAACAAAUAUGGACUGAAAAGGAUUCUAGGAGAGGAACGAAGUCUUUUCCUAUUGGCAAGAGCCAUUGACCCCAAACAACCCAGCAUGAUGACAGAAAUAGUAAAAAUCCUUUCUGCUAUUUGCAUUGUUGGGGAAGAUAACAUUCUAGAGAAACUUUUAGGGGCAAUAAGUACUGCAGCUGAAAGAAAUGACAGAGAACGAUUUUUACCAAUUGUGGAUGGAUUAGAAAAUCAUGAAGCCUUGCAAUUACAGGUGGCCUGCAUGCAGUUUAUAAAUGCACUUGUCACAUCUCCAUAUGACUUGGAUUUUAGAAUUCAUUUAAGAAAUGAAAUUCUCCGUGCUGGACUAAAAAUCCUCUUACCGGAUUUGAAAGACAAAGAAAAUGAAGAGCUAGAUAUUCAGUUGAGAGUGUUUGAAGAGAAUAAAGAAGAUGACCUAACUGAAUUAUCACACCGCCUCAAUGACAUUCGAAUAGAAAUGGAUGAUGUGAAUGAAGUUUACCAUCUUCUGUACAAUCUGGUGAAAGACACCAAUGCAGAAACCUACUUCUUAUCCAUUCUGCAGCAUUUUUUGCUCAUCAGAAAUGAUUAUUUUAUCAGGCCACAGUAUUUUAAAGUUAUUGAAGAGUGUGUUGCUCAGAUAGUGCUGCAUACCAGUGGCAUGGACCCAGACUUUAAGUACAGGCAGAGACUAGAUGUUGAUUUCACUCAUCUAAUAGAGGGUUGUGUGAACAAGGCCAAAGUUGAAGAAAGUGAACAAAAAGCAAUUGAAUAUUCCAAGAAGUUCGAUGAAGAAUUCACAGCUCGACAGGAAGCUCAAGCUGAGCUUCAAAAACGAGAGGAAAAAAUCAAAGAACUUGAAAGAGAAGUCCAGCAACUUCGAGCCCAGGGAGCUACAUCAGCAACUCCAGGUCUUGCUCCACCACCUCCAUUGCCUGGGACUGGACCAUGUCCUCCACCCCCACCACCCCCACCACCACCGCCACCACUACCUGGAGUAGGUCCUCCUCCUCCACCACCCCCUCCUUUACCUGGUAUGCCUGGUAUUCCUCCACCACCACCACCCCUUGGAGGAAUUCUUCCUCCCCCCGGGGCACCAAUUUCUCUACCUUUUGGAAUGAAGCAGAAGAAAAAGUAUAAUCCUGAAGUGUCCAUGAAGAGAAUAAAUUGGUCCAAGAUUGAGCCUCAAGACUUGUCUGAGAACUGUUUCUGGCUAAAAGUAAAAGAAGACAAGUUUGAGAAUCCAGAUCUCUUUGCAAAAUUGACCCUGACUUUUGGUACCCAUGUAAAAGCUCAAAACAAUGGAGAUGCUUGUGAAGACAAUAAGUGUGCACCUGCAAAGAAGAAAGUAAAGGAAUUAAGAGUUUUGGAUCCCAAAACCGCCCAGAAUCUGUCAAUCUUCCUGGGAUCUUACCGCCUCCCAUAUGAAGAUAUAAAGAACAUUAUUUUGGAGGUGAAUGAGGAGAUAUUGAGUGAACCCUUAAUUCAGAAUCUUGUGAAGCAUCUUCCUGAACAGAAGGUACUGAACGAAUUAGCUCAGCUGAAGAAUGAAUAUGAUGACCUCUGUGAGCCAGAGCAGUUUGGAGUGGUGAUAAGCACAGUGAAAAUGUUGCGUCCUCGCCUCAAUAGCAUUCUUUUCAAGCUUACCUUUGAAGAACACAUAAAUAACAUCAAACCCAGCAUCAUGGCAGUAACUCUUGCUUGUGAAGAACUGAAAAAAAGUGAAAGCUUUAACAGACUUUUAGAGUUAGUUCUUUUGGUUGGAAACUACAUGAACUCAGGCUCAAGAAAUGCCCAGUCUUUGGGUUUUAAGAUCAACUUCCUUUGCAAGAUCAGAGAUACAAAAUCAGCAGAUCAAAAAACCACCCUUUUGCAUUUUCUUGCUGAAAUCUGUGAAGAAAAACACCAAGAAAUCCUGAAAUUUCCUGAAGAACUGGAACAUGUAGAAAGUGCAAGCAAAGUUUCAGCACAAAUUCUCAAGAGCAACCUCACAACGAUGGAGCAGAAUAUUCUUCAUCUAGAGCGUGACAUCAAGAAUUUCCCUCACACCGAAAAUCCUCAUGAUAAAUUUGUGGAAAAGAUGAGAAGCUUUGCAAAAACUGCCAGAGAACAAUAUGAAAAAUUGGCCACCAUGCACAACAAUAUGGUGAAGCUCUAUGAAAACCUUGGAGAAUACUUCAUUUUUGAUCCCAACACUGUCACCAUAGAAGAGUUUUUCGGUGAUCUCAACAACUUCCGAAUUCUAUUUUUGGAAGCACUGAAAGAAAACAAUAAGCGAAAAGAAAUAGAAGAGAAGAGUAGGAGGGCAAAGCUUGCAAAAGAGAAAGCUGAACAAGAAAAGUUGGAGCGCCAGAAGAAGAAAAAGCAACUCAUUGAUAUAAACAAAGAGGGUGAUGAGACUGGCGUGAUGGAUAAUCUUCUAGAAGCCCUACAAUCAGGUGCAGCAUUCAGAGACCGCCGAAAGCGAAUUCCAAGGAAUCCAGAUCACAGACGUGCACCUUUGGAAAGGUCACGUUCUCGCCACAAUGGAGCAAUGUCGUCUAAAUGAUUCCUGAUGCCAAAGCACGUGAAAAUACUGAGUUAAAUAAAAUCGCACAUUGGGGGAAAAACAAAACAUACACUCAAGGGUUGGAGUAGAAGUCUGGAAACCAGUGCAUUUCUGCAGAGGGCCAAGCUAAGUUGAAUGAAGCAAUGUGCAUUUUUGUAAAACUACUGUAAGACUCCUCCCACAGUUACACAUAUCUGAACACAGAUGUCAGGAUGAUAAAAUGUUGCUUCCCCUGUAGUGUAAAGAUGUAUAUUAUUUGUCAUUGUGCGUGACCUGACUCUGAAGAUGAAAGUAUAAGAUAUUGAUGAGUUCUAAGGCUUUCAAAACAUUCCAUCUGUCAAAAAUUUUAAAUCUGAAAUUUCUAGGUCAUUCCCACCAAAACAAAAGGGACAAGAGUGAAAGGAACAGGCAGAAAUAUUUCACUGUCUGCUUCUAACCCUUAAUCUAUAUACAAUAACAGUCCAAGAAAAUAUACAUGUUAGUAAUUUGAAAGAUGCUAAUAUUGCACUCACUGUAAGAGAAGCCAUUUGUGGAAUUCAAAAAAGUACUGCUCCAUCCCAGUCAAGUUAUUUAGAAUCUGAUCUCAAGUGAAAGCUGAUGGAUUCAUCUACUUUGGAUGAAAUUAAACUUAUCAUUAGUCUAGUGUUUUGGCAUGAUAUUGCAGGCACUUAUCAUGGCUAAAAAUAAACCAAAGUUGAACAGAAUCAGCUAGAUUUAAAUUUUAUUUAAAGAAGUAUUUUCUAAUUAUGCAUAGAUAUCUACUUUAUAGAAAUUCUUUAUAUGGCUAUUUUUGAGAAAACCUUUACAUUUUAAUGUUUAUUCCAUAGAGGAGCCUGAAAAUUCUAUUGCCUUUAUUUAGAUUUUAAGGGAAAAUAUUGAUUCCUAUUCUGCUUAUUUCUUCAUUCUAUUAUUUCUUUCUCCCUUCACCCCCAUGGAGGCAGGGAAUAGAUUCUGAGAAGGCCUGAAAAGAAAGAUAUUUCUUUCUGCAGGAGGCAGGAGAAAAGUUUCUGAAAGGUCAAUUGUUUUAUGUCCCUUUCUACUCCCCUUUCCAAUUCUGCUUUGGUAGUUUGAAGAAUAAAAAGAAAUUUUUUGUAUGUGUGUAUGCAUGUAUGUAUGCAUGUAUGUGUGUGUGUGUACAUAUGUAUAUAUGUAUGCAUGUAUGUGUUUAGAUUACUUAAACAUUAAUUUCAUGUCCCAGCAACAAAGUGAGCUUCUCUGCCACCACUAUGAUUACUUACCUUAUAUUGUUAACACUGUUAAAUGAUGCUGCCAACAUCACUCUAUGAAGAGAAACAACAUGGACUUAUUUUUCAAAUAGAUGACAUUGGAAAA
Jaculus jaculus (lesser Egyptian jerboa) is the source of this 4632-nucleotide messenger RNA. It is a transcript of the gene Diaph2, whose product is annotated as diaphanous related formin 2. Gene Ontology annotation, molecular function: actin binding; microtubule binding; small GTPase binding. Gene Ontology annotation, cellular component: actin filament; cytoplasm. The transcript has 28 exons. The coding region runs from base 1 to 3300 and encodes 1099 amino acids. The record is from RefSeq and is a predicted model, not a curated record. Gene Ontology annotation, biological process: actin filament polymerization; actin cytoskeleton organization. Lineage: Eukaryota; Metazoa; Chordata; Mammalia; Rodentia; Dipodidae.